AUGUCAAAGUUAUUUCUCCCACCGCGCGAAACUGGCGGUAAGACUUCGGGAUCGUGGAAGUUCAUCCCCAAUUCAUUCGUACUCGCACACGGAUUUCCGUUUGGGUCGCCAACCAACAUCUACAUUCCAUCCUCUCCACCUCCUCCUCUCCUCGCUUCUCACCACUCAUCCUCUCCUCUCCACAAUCCCUCUCAAAACCACUCAAGGCCGAGUGACCGCGCAAAUCCACAGCCUCCUCUCCUCCACGAUUCCCCAGGCGCUGCCGGUGUAGCUUCGGGUAUUUCAUGGCAUAACCUGAAUCCCCAUCCACCCAUCCACCCAUACGUAGAUACCUUGGUUUCGCGGCUCGUUCUAACAGCCGACCAAAUAUCGAACAGGAACAUCCGACCACCCAAAUCACUGCCAUUCUCAGCAUGA
Messenger RNA from Botrytis deweyae, 417 nucleotides. RefSeq lists its product as uncharacterized. The record is from RefSeq and is a predicted model, not a curated record. The coding region runs from base 1 to 417 and encodes 138 amino acids. Lineage: Eukaryota; Fungi; Ascomycota; Leotiomycetes; Helotiales; Sclerotiniaceae. The transcript has a single exon.